Messenger RNA from Ectocarpus sp. CCAP 1310/34, 1402 nucleotides. The record is from the annotation of a GenBank genome assembly. NCBI's taxonomy places the organism in Eukaryota, Phaeophyceae, Ectocarpales, Ectocarpaceae.
AUGCGCGAAGCUUUUGGCGACCAUGUUCGUCUACAAGGAUGAAGCGGCGUUUGACUCUGCUCAUUUGACUCCAGCCCAGCUGGUCGAAAGCGUUGACGGCGACGUCGAGGGCUACGUGGACGUGAUCCGCUACGCCAUCCUCCGACUCCCCAAGAAGAAGACGACAGCCACCUGUCCGUUUUUUUUUUCCUUGCGCAAGCAGGCAGAACGAGGGAACGCCAACUUCCGGUACUGGUAGAUUGGCCUGAGGGAGACCAUGCCGGUGACAGAGUUUGCCGGCAAAGGAUGGAGCGUCGACCCACGAGGAAAGGGGAGCAACGGCGACAAACUCACAAAGAAGAACUGCGUGCUUGACCUGUCCGAGUAUGCUUAGAUCGCCCGUGACCGAAAGACAGUCACGCUAGCGUGUGGUUGCAAUCCGAACACGGCCCUGUGCAACAGGUGCAGGUGCAAGAACAAGAAGUGCUCGCUCGCUUGCGGCUGCAGAAAUCGUUGCACCCUACGGCGGGCGGUGCCGGCACCCGUACGAGCAGGGGGGGGGUCUGCGUCACGGCCUACGGUGGGUGCUCCUCAAACGAGGCGGGUAGAGGGUACCUCCCGACCCCAACCGCCCACCGAGAGUCGAUCACGGCCAUCCUACAGUGUUGCCAAUGCCACGGCACUCUUUGCCGCCUCUAUGAGGCAGCAGGUAUCGCACGGAGCGGAACAGAACGACGUGGAGGCGGGAACCCCCGAGUCGCCUGUGAGCAACGACGUUUCCGCCGGCGAGGCCGCGGAAUCUAAGAACGCAGAGUUGGAGGACCCCGAGUCGGACGAGAAGUGCGACGGUUCGGUCGGUGCACUCGACGAUUUGAUCAAGUUGGAUUCGAGCGAAUCUGACACCAGCGAUGGGCAAUCUGACGGGGUGAGCGAGAAGAGCGUCGACUCCAACUGGUGUGGCGGAGACACAAAUGAUGGUGUUGCGGACCUCGUAACCGACGCCUGGAACUGACAUCUGGCUACUUCUUCAGGCAGGUCCGUCCGUGCUUUACUUUCGUUGGAUGCAUCCAUCCACGAAAUACGACGACCCCGGGGUACGAGAUAUCAGACGGACGAACUCAGCCUAAUACUGAAAAGCCGGCUAGGGCGCGCGUUUCCGCCCGCGGCGAAUUUUCGUUCCUAGUUGCGCACGUAGUUGCGCAGGGAGGUGGACCGGAGGGGGGGGUAUUAUUCUUCUGCCAAGCCGGGUGUCCGUUGUUUAUUGACAUGGUAUUUUGUUCUCCGCGUUUUUCCGGAAGACUGCCGGAUACCUAUUAUUGGGGUGCUGUGUGCGUUGGCCCAGUAUUGUGUGCGGUGUUCGUGUGUAAGUGAUUCCGGCGUUCUCGCCACACCCAACGCUCAGGGCGUCCUCAUGUACAUCGAG